AUAUAACAAUUCCUCAAGUUGGAAUUUAUCAAUAUGUGACUAGUAAUCCAAACAAAAUUCCAGACGAUAAGGAUAUUUACGUGGACGGGAUUACUGGUAGAAGUUACACUUUUGGCGAAUUUAAACAUGAAUCGAAAAAAUUUGCUGCAGGAUUGCAAGAUAAGUUAGGAUUUAAACUAACGACAACUAAUCCAAAAUAUAUAGUAACUGAAUUAUCUUAUCAGCUAAUCGAUUCAGGUGCAUCAGUUUUGAUCGUGCAUCCAGAACUUCUUGAAAUCGCUAUUGAGGCUUCAAUUGAUGCAAAAAUUCCCACCUCCAGGGUAAUGUUGUUUGGUGAUAAAGAAAUAAAAGGAUAUAAACCUUAUCGCUCUAUUUUAAUCGGUGAUCGUGAAAUUGAACCGAUUUAUUAUACUCCUGAAGAAGCAAAAUCAACGACUGCUUAUUUGUGUUACAGUUCUGGAACAACCGGAAAGCAAAAAUGUAUCGAACUUACUCAUACAAACAUAAAUGUUCAUUUGGCUCAAUUAAUUAUUGCAGGUUGUAAACUUGGACCACACAGUAUAAUUAUGGGAACCACACAAUUUUGCCACGGUUAUGCUUUGAAAGUUAUUCUUCAUGGGGCCUUAAUUCAUGGUGCUACAGCAAUCAUUCAUUCAAGCUUCAAUGUAAAAACGUUUGGCGAAUCAAUUCAAAAAUUUAAAAUUAACUAUAUUUAUGCUGUUCCGCCAACUAUACUUAAACUUGUCAAUGAUCCAUUGGUUCAACAAUUUGAUUUAUCAAGUGUUGAUAUGAUUAUCAGCGCUACAGCUCCGUUAAGUGAUAAAUUGAAAAGAAAAUUUUAUGAAAUGUUUAAAAUACCAAUUUUUCAAGUUUAUG
Molecule: messenger RNA, 876 nt
Organism: Racocetra fulgida
Lineage: Eukaryota; Fungi; Glomeromycota; Glomeromycetes; Diversisporales; Gigasporaceae
Source: the annotation of a GenBank genome assembly